AUGGAGAACUCAACGCAAGUUGAGUUCUUUUAUCUAUGUGGCUUACAAGAGACAUUUAACAACAAAUCAGUCUAUUUUACCUUGUCUCUUAUCACAUACCUUCUCAUCAUCACUGGGAAUCUGACUCUGAUCAUAACAAUCAUUCAGGAGAAAGGCCUCCAUGAGCCCAUGUACAUCUUUCUGUGUAGUCUAUGUGUCAAUGGAUUGUACGGAACCACUGGUUUCUACCCCAAGUUCUUAUUGGACCUUCAGUCAGAUGUUCAGGUGAUAUCUUAUGGUGGAUGUUUGACUCAGGCCUAUGUAAUAUACACAUCUAUCAUGUGUGAAGUUUCAAUUCUAACAGUGAUGUCUUACGACAGGUAUGUGGCAAUAUCCAGACCAUUACUAUACCAUACCAUUGUGACAUCUUUAACUGUUAGAAAGUUACUCUUAUUAUCUUGGUGUUAUCCUUUAUUUAUAGCACUCAUAACAGUUAUUUUAACCAUCAGAGUUCCUUUGUGUGGAUCUCGCAUUGAUAAAAUAUUCUGUGACAAUCCGUCUAUAUUGAAGCAUUCAUGUUCACCCAUAACCAUCAAUCAUAUUUUGAGCUAUUGUAUAAUAGUGCUUCAUGUUUUACAGAUACUUUUCAUUGCCUUUUCUUACUGUCAGAUUGUAAGGACUUGUGUAAAAUCAGCUGAGGGAAGGAUUAAGUUCACACAGACAUGUGUGCCACAUUUAUUGACAAUGGUUAUUUUCAUCACAGUGACCCUGUUUGACAUUUUGCAAGGGUGGAAUAGUGAUGUUAAUAUUACACUAAAUAUGCGUAAUGCAAUGGGUGUACAAUUCCUUGUUAUACCGCCUGUCUUAAACCCUGUCAUAUAUGGACUUAAUCUCCAGCAAAUUCGACGUACAGUUUUUAAAAUGUGUAAUACACAUAAAAUCAUUGAUAUGACACAUUAG
Oncorhynchus masou masou (cherry salmon) is the source of this 939-nucleotide messenger RNA. RefSeq names its product olfactory receptor 1D2-like. The record is from RefSeq and is a predicted model, not a curated record. The transcript has a single exon. Gene Ontology annotation, molecular function: olfactory receptor activity; odorant binding; G protein-coupled receptor activity. Gene Ontology annotation, cellular component: membrane. The coding region runs from base 1 to 939 and encodes 312 amino acids. Gene Ontology annotation, biological process: G protein-coupled receptor signaling pathway; detection of chemical stimulus involved in sensory perception of smell. Lineage: Eukaryota; Metazoa; Chordata; Actinopteri; Salmoniformes; Salmonidae.